Molecule: messenger RNA, 3863 nt
Organism: Oryza sativa Japonica Group (Japanese rice)
Lineage: Eukaryota; Viridiplantae; Streptophyta; Magnoliopsida; Poales; Poaceae
Source: RefSeq, a predicted model, not a curated record
UAAGGCGAGACACGGUAGACGGGAUCGAGACCCUCGUACAUCAGCCGCCAGCCACCGCAUCGCCGCCGUGGGAUGACAUAGCAGGCUGCUGAUGAUCCUGAAUACUAUCACUACAAUGACAUCAUUGAGACGUCUCCUCACUGCCUCCACGAGAUCAAAUGCUUCUUUGAAGACUGUAAGACUAUCCUCAUAGCCCGUUGUAUGGUUUAAAUUGCAAGUCCAUAUAUCCUCAUAGCCCGUUGUAUGGUUUAAAUUGCAAGUCCAUAUAGUGUACUAUUGACCAUACGUAUAUCUGUUACUAUGCUUAAAUGUUUUUAGACAAGAAGAAUGAGAAAGAAGGUUGUUGUUGAUGCAUUCUUGCCUACCAACACUGCUUAUGAUGCCAUUCAGUACUUCCAGUAAAUUCUCUGAUUUUAAGUGAACUAUAAGUCUAUAACAAGAAGUGAUUGUGUGUGUUGCGGAAUAGGUAUUAUAGAGCAUUAAAUAUAUAUAAAAACAAAAACUAAUUACACAGUUUUCAUGGAAAUCGCGAGACAAAUCUUUUGAGCCUAAUUAGUCCAUGUGCUAAUGAUGGUUUAAUUAGGCUUAAAAGAUUCGUUUCGUUGUUUCCAGGCAAGUUAUGAAAUUAGUUUUUCAUUCGUGUCCAAAAACCCUUUUCAACAUCCGGUUAAACAUCCGAUAAACAUCUGAUGUGACACUUAAAAAUUUUCUUUUCAUGCACUAAACACACCCUGAUUUUUACUCUGUUUUCUGUCUAAAGAUAUAUUUAGUUAGUUCCGGUUGGGAACGGGGACAGUUCAUCCUGCAAAAUAAGGGCCGAAAAUAUGGGUGUUACUACUUUGGAAUAGAAGCAGGGUAUAUGUGGGAUUAGGGCUGAAAACGGUACGGAAACUUUCCGGAUUCCAAACAUAUUUUCGAAAACGGAAUCUGUUGGUCCGAAUAUUUUUUUCAGAAUUUGGAAUUUCUCAGAAACGGAAACUAAUUCGGAAAUAUUUUCUCGGAAACGGAAUCGAAAAUGAUAAGGGCAGUUUUCAUUGGAACUCGGAAUCGGUCGGAAACUUUCUGGAAAUUUUCUUGGAAUUUUUGGAAUUUUUUUCGGAAUUUCCAGAAAUUUUGUGAUUGAAAUACCCUGAGUUCUUUUUUUUAAGCACUUAAUAGUGAAUAACAUGUUGUUUUGCUCUUAUUUUCUUGAAAAUAUUUGUUAUGCAAAUCUAAAUUUACAUAAGAAUAUUUUUUCCUUCAUUGGGAUUUACCAACGUCAUUACUCUCUUAAACAUAGAUAAUUUAUUUCAUAGAUUGUGCAUCAUUACUCUCUUAAACAUAGAUAAUUUAUUUCAUAGAUUGUGUUUUGUGAUGUACUGUUAAUACUUAAUUGUGUUUCAUGAUGAAUCGUUGACCGUUGAGACUUGAGAAUUGGAUUUACCAGUUUGAGGGGUUUUUUAUUCCGAUAAAUUUUCGUUACCGUAUUUGCGCCGAUUCGUUUUUGUUCCGUUUUCGGUUUUGAUAAUAUUCGAUUCCGUUUUCGUAUCCGGGGUUUCCGAUUCUGAUUCCGAAAAAAAAAAUAUGAAAACGAAAAUAAUAAAGAUGGUUUCUGUCCGUUUCCGUACCGUUUUCACCCCUAAUUGGGACAACCCAAUUUGCAGUGUCUCAAUUAGGACCUAGAAAAGUUCAAUGGCGUAUAUGACAGAUUUCUACCUAACAAAUCACAAAUGAAUAGUCCCAAGCUAAACUGCACGUAACCUCCAAUCUUUGAGAAUACCAUGGCAAUGAGCUGUGUUUGUACAGAGAAGUGCGGGCCAUGAUGUAACGGAUGGCAUCGUUUGCUUGACGUGCGACCCAGUCCGUGUGCCAGUCAUCACAAGCAAUGCAAAAUUGCAACCUCCGUCCGUCCGUCCGGAUGUUCGGAAAGGUCAGCGUGCUUACGGUUUGUGUCCAGGCGGCGUUCUGGUCUGGGCCAACCAUAAAAGUAUCUCUUACUCCGUCUUUGCUUGGCUCAUCGAUUGCCAUUCGCCGUCGCCGUACGUCCCGUGCCUAGACCACGUCCAUGCGUGUAUUAAUUAGUGUCACUCGAGCUAGUCGUCUCGGCCAUCUCUUGCUGGCUUAUGAUCGAGCUCUCUUGUUUUGUUAUAACACUGACGGUGGCCGCCGAUCAGGACGUGCACCGGCCGGGUCUCAGACUCUCAGGUCAACUCCGCCCCACGCGACGUACGCCUCCUAGCUAGUUCGAGCAUCCCACGUCGAGUCGCCGAGGCCGCGCGCGUCCUCUCAAGCGGCUAACCCCCGCGCGCGCCGGCGCUUCUCCCCUUCCCGGGCCUCUUCAAAAAUCCCCGCGCCGCGUAGCCGAUCACUUGUCGCACCAACAUGGAGGAGGACGGCGGCAGCGACGCGCGGGUGGUGGAGUCCAUGCAGCGGCUGCUCGACGCGGUGCCGCCCGGUGCCGACGACCCGUACACCAUCUUCCGCCUCCCCGCGGCCGUGCGGGAGCGGCACCGCGACCUGUACGAGCCAAAGCUCGUGUCCGUGGGGCCGUACUACCACGGCCGCGACGGGCUCGGCGCCGCGCAGCGCCACAAGUGGCGCCUCCUCCGCGACUUCCUGUCGCGGCAGAGCGACGACAAGGCCGGGCUCGGAGCCUACGUGCGCGCCGCGCGGGCGGUCGAGGCCGACGCGCGGCAGUGCUACGCGGAGGGGUUCGACGACGUGGGCGCCGACGAGUUCGCCGAGAUGCUGGUGCUCGACGGUUGCUUCCUGCUCGAGUUCUUCCUGAGGAAGAGCGAGGGGCAGCUCGCGGCGCCCGGGGGCGCCAAGUGGGCGUGGCAGCACAUGUACCACGACGUCCUCCUCCUGGAGAAUCAGAUACCGUUCUUCGUCGUCGAGAGGCUGCACGGCGUCGCCUUUGCCGGGGACGAUGAUGGCGCCGCCGACCGUGACGCGCUCCUCGACAUCUUCUGCAAGGCGUUCGCCGGCGACCUGCCUUCGAGCCGCGUCAUACGGCCGCCGAGCGACAAGACCAUCCACCACCUGCUGCACCUGCACUACGAGUGCAACGUCCGCAACCCGGCCGCGGACAGCGACAAGGCGCGCAACGGCGGGGACGCCGCCAACGGCGGCGCGUCGUCGCUGGCCAUCUGGAAGCAGCCGCCCGUCCCGUCCCCGCGCUCCAGCGACGGCGCCAUCAAAGGGCGGAUGACGUCGAUGAUCCCGCCGGCGGCCAAGAUGGAGGAGGCCGGCGUGACGUUCAAGCGGAAGGCCACCCCGCGCGACGUGUUCGACAUGAGCUUCCGGUACGGCGUGCUGCACAUGCCGGCGUUCGUGGUGGACGAGGGCGCCAAGGUGCUCCUCGCGAACCUGGUGGCGUUCGAGCAGGGCGGCGGCCGCGCGGCGCGGAAGCUGGAAGGGGGCAACCUGGCGACGGGGUUCGUGGCGCUGCUGGGUUCGCUGGUGAACUCGCGGCGGGACGUGGAGGUGCUCCGCCGCUGCGGGAUCCUGCACUGCAUGGUCACCGACGAGGAGGCCGUGGCGUACUUCAGCCACGUGGUGCAGUACACGACCAUGGACUACGACCGGCACCUGCUGGCUUGCCUGUUCCGGGACAUCCGGGAGCACUGCCACUGGAACCGAUGAUUUGGGUGUUUCAUCCCAAUGCUGCUUGGCUGGUUGCUAUACGAUUGUCUUCAUAGAUUUCCUUUUACUGAACGAUACCUCGAUCAUAAUUUGCCUUUUAGUACAUGCGACUCUUACUACCGUUAAUUCAUAAUUUGCCUUUAGUACAUGCGACUCUUACUACCGUUAAUGUAGUUAAACAAAAACAGCAAUACCAUCCAUUCAUGUUUUUUUUUUUACUAGCAAGAUGGAGUACUUCA